AUGGAGAGAAUGAACAGUGACGACAGUUCUUCAAUUAGAAGGCGUUCGUUGAGUUUGUCAAGUCAUAGAAGUCAUCACACAGAUAAUGAUGUUGAUUGUGAGACUGUUUCAGAAGCCGGUGACAUAGGCGAUCGAGCUCUUCCCAGCAGAAGAUUCAGCGAGAGCAACAGUUUCCACUCAGAAAAUGGAACCGCUGUUAUUACAAACUCGUCUGUUAGACCUUUGCCGCAACAACUCUUAUCCACCCCGCCUUUUUCUACUGAUGCAACAGUUACUUCUCAAGACUCAAAACUUGAACCUCCUAAAGGUUUGCCACAGUUACUAGACUAUGUUUCAUGUAUGGCUCACUUGGCUGUUUUUGGAAUUCUUGGGAUCCUCACAAGAUAUUUACUGCAAAAGUUAUUCGGCCCCGGAGUUGCUAAUGUGACAAGCAACCAUACUAUUCUUUACCUUGAUCUUCCUUCUAAUAUGAUUGGUUCAUUUCUUAUGGGAUGGUUUGGUGUCGAAUUCAAAAAAGACAUAUCUCAUGUGUCAGAGCAUCUAGCCAUAGGAAUAACAACCGGUUACUUGGGGAGCCUUACAACCUUCAGUGGUUGGAAUCAAAAAAUGCUUGAACUUAGUGCUUCGGGCCACUGGGUCAUCUCUGCAUUAGGCUUUCUAAUAGGUUUAUCUCUUGUUGUCGUUUCCAUCUUAUUUGGGGUUGAAACUGCAAAGGGUUUUCGGUCCCUUCUCAACCGGCUGAAUUUUACUAGUCCAGAAAACAGUAUCUCUAAGAUCACCUACAAAGUAAACAGCUAUCAUCGCCAACUGACAGUUAUGGUGAUGUUCUUGGUGGUAUUGGGUAUAUUAUGGGGUGUGAGUGGUGCAUUAGUAAAGGCUAAGUUCAAGCAUGGUGGCAGUGCUGCUGAGUUGUGGUUUGCUUGUAUGGUUGGACCUAUAGGUGUAUGGAUUAGAUGGUUCUUAGCGAGGCUUAAUGGGCGUGGGUUAGGAAAGGAAGGUUUGUUUCAAUGGAUACCAUUUGGUACUCUAAUUGCCAAUGUAUCAGCUGCUUGUGUUAUGGCUGCACUUUCAACUAUAAAGAAUGCUGUGAACACAAGGGAUUGUGAUACUGUUGUAGCAGGAAUACAAUUUGGUGUGAUGGGGUGUCUGAGUACUGUUUCUACAUUUGCUGCUGAGUUUAAUGCAAUGGCAAAAACCAAUCACCCUUGGAGAGCAUAUGCCUAUGCUGCUAUUACAAUAUGUGUCUCGUUCUCUUUGGGAAUCUUAAUCUUUUGCAUCCCGUAUUGGACAAAGGGAUAUGACAUUGACACGUAA
Molecule: messenger RNA, 1314 nt
Organism: Vicia faba (fava bean)
Lineage: Eukaryota; Viridiplantae; Streptophyta; Magnoliopsida; Fabales; Fabaceae
Source: the annotation of a GenBank genome assembly